AUGAAGCAUUGAGGUUCAAAUCAGUUUAUGUAUGUACUCUCUACUCUGUACUUUCAGAUACUUGUUUUUCUCAUUUCUCUCUCAACAAAAAGGUCCUACUCAGUCUUUUUCUUCCUUCCUUCAAUCUAGAUACAUUUUUGUGCUUUUUUUGUUUGUUGGUUAUCAUGACACUUAGCACAUAUCACUCCUAUAGUUACAAUAAUAAUUUUUACCUUCCUUCUUCUCUUGUUCAAACUACCAAUUCAGAAAUUAUCACUUUUCAACCUCAAGAACAAUUGUCUUCUUAUGUUGAUGAUGAAAGUUUCCUUUUUCAAAGUCCUUAUGUUUACUCAAAUGAGACUAAUUACCCUUCUUCUUCUUAUCAGCUACUUGAUGAUACCACUUUCAAUGAAAACUUCAUUUCUAUUAAUGAAAUUUUCUCAAAUGAACAAUAUUAUUGCCCCCUUCCAUGUGCAAAACGUCAGAAGCUAUGUCAUGAACAAAUCGAAGAAGAACAAGAACUUUUGAAUUCAACCAAUUGUUUCUUGAACGAAUUUCUUACUUCAAUAGAAGGAGAACCGCCACCACCGCCCUUCUACGCUGUGCAAGAGUUUAAUAAUGAGGGAAAUAACAUUGUUAAUGUUGUGAGCGAUGAGAAGAAAUUAGUCAAGGAAAAGAGUGUUUCUACGCAGAGUGUAGCUGCCAGAGAAAGGAGAAGGAAGAUAAGUGAGAAAACACAAGAACUUGGUAAAUUGGUUCCUGGUGGAAUCAAGAUGAACACAGCAGAGAUGCUUAAUGCUGCUUCUAGUUAUGUUCAGUUUCUUCAAGCUCAACUUCGAAUACUUCAACUUAUGCAAACAUUAACUAAGGAAGAUAAGGAAGGUCCUUCAAGUGAAGAUCUACAGAAACUUGUUGUUUCUCCUUUAGUUCAAGAGAGAUUGUAUUCAGAAGAAAUGUGUUUUGUUCCAAAAGAGUUUGUCACCACCACAUUGACCAAUCAUGAUGAUGUUCGAUCACAACCUACCAUCCUUAAGGGUCUUAAACAGCUUAUUGGAUCACAAAUUGAGAAGAAACCAAAGCAAGAAUAAUGUUAAUUGCUUUUUUUCUCCAUUUUUAGUCAUGCUUUAUUUCAUUUUUCAUUUUUCAUUUUUGAUGUUGUUUCCAAGAUAUGGCUCUCAUCUCGCGAGCCUUAACUUCAAUUUUUUUAAGUUCAUUUUGCUUGAAAGAAGAAUCCUCUUUAUUUAUAUAUUUCAUAG
Cicer arietinum (chickpea) is the source of this 1235-nucleotide messenger RNA. RefSeq lists its product as uncharacterized. Gene Ontology annotation, molecular function: DNA-binding transcription factor activity; protein dimerization activity. Lineage: Eukaryota; Viridiplantae; Streptophyta; Magnoliopsida; Fabales; Fabaceae. The record is from RefSeq and is a predicted model, not a curated record. Gene Ontology annotation, biological process: regulation of DNA-templated transcription.